This is a messenger RNA of Cryptomeria japonica (Japanese cedar), 1819 nucleotides long. Its product is annotated as sesquiterpene synthase Cad-like. The transcript is spliced from 10 exons. Bases 1 to 1794 code for a protein of 597 amino acids. Gene Ontology annotation, cellular component: chloroplast. NCBI's taxonomy places the organism in Eukaryota, Viridiplantae, Streptophyta, Pinopsida, Cupressales, Cupressaceae. Gene Ontology annotation, molecular function: magnesium ion binding; terpene synthase activity. Gene Ontology annotation, biological process: gibberellin biosynthetic process. The record is from RefSeq and is a predicted model, not a curated record.
AUGGCUCGUGAAAAUUCAGCUGUGUUGAAAGAAAAUAAUGAGAAUUUGGUGGAUCGAAGGAUAGGCAACUAUCAUCCCAAUGUCUGGGAGGACGAUUUCCUGCAGUCCCUUUCAUCGCCAUAUGAGGCAUCUUCAUAUCGUGAGAAGGUGGAAAGCUUGAUUGAGGAGAUCAAGGAGAAGGCAUUGAAUCCCCUGUUUGGAGAUGGCGAAAAAUGGCCCUCCCCUUAUGACCUGCUUGAGAGGUUCUUCCUAGUUGACAGUGUUCAACGAUUAGGAAUUCAUCGAUAUUCUGAAAAAGAAAUUGAAGCAAUUCUGGAUUACACUUAUAAACAUUGGAAUGACGAAAGUGGUAUUUCAUGGGGGAGCAAAAAUUCCAUUGCAGACCUUAACACUACUGCUUUGGGAUUUCGAGUUCUUCGCCUUAAUGGAUAUCAUGUAUCUCAAGAGGUAUUUAAAAUUUUUUGUGAUGGAAAUGGACAAUUCGUUUUGAGGCCACCCAGUGAAGAAGGUGACAAUCAGUUAAGAAGUGUGUUGAGCUUAUAUCGAGCUGCAGAGAUUUCUUUUCCGGGAGAAACAAUAAUGGAACAGGCUAAAUCAUUUGCCUCUCGCUACCUUGAACAAACACUUGCAGAGAGCCAUAACAUAAGAGAGAAAAGCCAACUUUUGACAGAGGUUGAAUACUUUAAGAACACUUCCUGGAGAUCCAGAAAUCCACGGUGGGAAGCAUGGAAUUCCAUUCAAAUAUUUAGACGAGAUAUUGAUUCUUGGAUGUCAAUUGAAGGUGUCUACAGGAUGUCAAAUGAGAUUUGCAAAAAUAUUUUGGAAGCAGCAAUAUUGGAUUUCAACAUACUACAGGCUCAACAUCAGAAUGAGCUCAAAAUUAUAUCCAAAUGGUGGACUGAAUCAAGUGUAAAAGAAUUUAAUUUCUUUCGACAUCGACAUGUGGAGUAUUAUCUUGGAUAUGCAUGUGGAUUGUAUGAAUUUGAAUUUUCUCUAACUCGAGUUGGAUAUGCUAAAUUGGGUGUCAUGGUUACUCUCAUUGAUGACAUUUUUGACACUUAUGGAACCAUUGAUGAGCUCGUACAUUUCAAGACAGCCUUGAUCAAUUGGGAUAUGUCUAUGGUGGGUCAUCUUCCCCAAUACAUGCAAAUUUGUUGGCAAUUUCUCCAUGAAACAUACAUGGAAUUAGCUGAUGAAGUAGAGAAAAUACAUGGUCCACAUGCACACAAGUGGAUGCAAGAUUAUUGGAUGAACCUUAUUAUGGCAGAAUUUCAAGAUGAAGAAUGGAUUGCUAAUGACUAUCACCCUACUUUAGAUGAAUAUUUAAAAAAUGCCGUUGACUCUUCAGUCGUACCUGUGGUCACAUUAUUUCCAAUUCUUUUGAUUGACAUGGUCCUUCCCAAUGAUAUUUUGAAAAGAGUUUCUAAAUUUGAAUAUGAUGUAGCAAUGGCUUGUCGAUUAAUUGACGAUUGCAAAGAUUUUCAGGAACAAAAAAGUCAAGUAAGAAAUGAUUCUUGGCUAGAUUGUUAUAUAAGAGACAACCCUGGAACCACAAAGGAGCAAGCUUUGGAGUAUGGAGAGACUCACAUUGAGUUACACAUGCAAGAAGUAACUAGAGACUACCUAUGUUAUGAGAAAUAUAUACCAACAUGUUGCAAAAGGGUGCAUUUUGACUGUAUGUAUAGAUGGGUAGCUUUCAUAUGGAGGGAGGUUGAUGGAUUUUCAACUUCACUCAAGGGCAUAAAGGAUGACAUAAUGAAAAUCUUAAUCAAUCCUAUAACUAUUUAUCCUUGAAAAGGAAAGGUGCUAGAAGUAAAUA